Molecule: messenger RNA, 970 nt
Organism: Pisolithus orientalis
Lineage: Eukaryota; Fungi; Basidiomycota; Agaricomycetes; Boletales; Pisolithaceae
Exons: 4
Coding region: 361-840 (159 amino acids)
Source: RefSeq, a predicted model, not a curated record
GGACUGGGGUAUGACGUCACGUGAUCCAUCACGCGGUUCUCCAUCGCCGCAACAGAAAACUAGUUUCAAGCAGCACAAGGUGAGUUGAAAAUGCAAAGAUGAGAAGGAGUGUGUAGCUUUCGGACGUCGGUACGAAGGGAAUCAAAGAGAUAUUUCAAUUGGUUCGUGGCGCAGACGGACUCAAGUAUCGGAACUCAAAUCGCAGCAUCGAGUGCCCGAAGCUCACUAUACGGUUACAGGUUUUUUUUUUCAUCGAUGAACCCGGUGACUCUGAUUUCCAUCUAUGUGGUGGUUCUAGUCUCAGACAAACUACGGCUGCAGUCGAGAUGAUUGUGGGACGAACACAAUAAGGCGAGUGACAUGCUUCAAGCCUCAGACGUGUCGAUGCCAAGUCCCACAUGCUUUAAUGUGACAGAAAUUCCUGAAUUCAAAAUUCAAUUUCAUCCGAGAAGUGGUCGACCACCACUUUAUCAGCCUUAUGAAGAAUUCCGCGCUCGCAACGAGAGGUCUGCAUCCCCGGUUGAUGAAACACCCUGGCCCCCAUUUUGCGCAUUGGGUGCUUCUAGAUUGCAGAAAUUGCACUUGCUGCACUGCUCGAUCAGCAACGUCAAAUCUCUGCUGGAUUUCAUUGCUCGUGUCACACAAGGAGCCGUCCAUGGAGUCACGCUCAAGAAUGAUGAGGAGCUUCGCAAACGUGUAAUGCAGCUGCGAUGGAACUCAGUCCGUUCUCCACGGUCGAAGACAGGGCACCGUACAAACAGGAGGGACGUAUGUUCGAAACACAACGCUGUCGGCUAUGAACGUUUUUAUGGCGAGCCCUGGACUGGAGAUUAUUGGUAGGAUGUCCAAGUAUGUGCCAAUCUCUGUCGAGAUAUCAUUACCCGUACAUAGCAUGUUGUAUUUGUGCUAGUCGAGUCUACCGGAUAUCAAGAACGGUUUGGCCUGAUCCUUUAUGCCGACGAAUCCAACC